AUGACUUCAGUCCCUGUUCUGGCAGUCCCUGAUUUUACCCUUCCAUUUGAAGUUCACACAGACGCUUCAGGACAAGGUAUUGGAGCUGUCCUAGUCCAGAAUCAGUGCUUUAUUGCAUUUCUUAGCCAAGCCUUCUCCGACAGUGAUUCUAUCACUACUGUCCUUCUUAUACCCUACAUUGAGUCUACUUAUAAUCAUCUUGUAGAGUCUAUUACUAUUCCUCAAAGUCCUAUCCCUAUGGGCGAGUCUCCUCCUCUAGGUGAUGCUAUCGUUCUAAGUACGGCUACUGACACUAUUCUUGAUGAUGUUCCCAAGGCUCUUGUUCCCGAUCCUCUUAUGUUAGAUUCCUCUCCUACUACAGCCCUACCUCCUAAAGACCAAUUUCCCAUUGCAAUUCGUAAAGCUAUUCAGAUUUUAAGAUAUAUCAAGGGUACACCAGGCAAAGGUCUAUUAUAUGAAAACAGGGGCCAUACACAGAUUGUCAGAUAUUCUGAUGAUAAUUGGGCAGGUUCUCCAUCUGAUAGACGUUCCACUUCAGGUUUUUGUGAUCUUGUGGGAGGAAACCUUGUAUCUUGA
This is a messenger RNA of Pistacia vera, 576 nucleotides long. RefSeq lists its product as uncharacterized. The transcript has 3 exons. NCBI's taxonomy places the organism in Eukaryota, Viridiplantae, Streptophyta, Magnoliopsida, Sapindales, Anacardiaceae. The record is from RefSeq and is a predicted model, not a curated record. The coding region runs from base 1 to 576 and encodes 191 amino acids.